Messenger RNA from Penicillium pulvis, 1935 nucleotides. RefSeq lists its product as uncharacterized. NCBI's taxonomy places the organism in Eukaryota, Fungi, Ascomycota, Eurotiomycetes, Eurotiales, Aspergillaceae. The coding region runs from base 1 to 1935 and encodes 644 amino acids. The transcript is spliced from 2 exons. The record is from RefSeq and is a predicted model, not a curated record.
AUGGCGCAAAACACGACCCCGAAGAGACCCAGGAUCCAGUGGGACACGACGAAACGACAAGUAUUAUGCUGCCUUUACAGAUUCUUUUCUUGGGAGAAGCAGGUCCUAUGUCGAGUAUUUUCAGAGAUCUUUCGAGAGCAUCUUCUCGAGUUGGGCAUUAAGACAGAUCUGCCUUAUCCUCUACUCCACACGCAGUGGUCUGGGAUGCGGCUGGAAUCAAACCCUGUGUGGUUCCAUGUCCAUGUUGACACCGAGUUUCGAAAUGAUGCUGAAUGGAAGACGCGGAUCAGCGAGAUAAAAGCAACUGCCAGUUUUUUGGGGGUCUAUUUGCAAGAGAAAGCGUGGGAUAACAUUGAUAAGUCAAAGUCCCAAAACUUCGACUGUGAGAACGAUAAGAGCCUGAAAGCAUAUUUUGAGUCGAUUCUGCUGUCGGAUCAAAAUCCAAUCAAUACCUCCACCCAGCAGGUUGCCCAGUCACCAGUGCAACAAAGCAGUGACAACCAGGCUGUAACACUGAAUAAACCUAUUGAAAUGGCAUUCAGACAACGAACAGAAAGUCUUGUCUCCAGCAACGGCAAACUUUGUUUCUGGUGUCACAAAGAAGGGGUUUACUCAGAAGACAAAGAGCAGUCUUCAGACGUUAUGCAGUUAGACACCAUCCCUGGCAAUGGAUAUUUGCCUGGAACACAUUCGCCAGAGAUUAUUCAAGAAUAUGAACCCCCCGCUCACGACGAACCUACCCUCUACAAGAAUGAGCAUCUUCCUGGAGCUUGUUCAGCAGAGGAUUUACCGCCUCUCUUGUUCAGGUGGUCCAAUGCUGAUUCCCAAGGAAUAAAUUGUGAGACUGGCUAUUGUGCGGGCCUCUUCGCAAAAGAUGACUCGACGAAUAUUGAUCUGGCUCAACUCACCCAGGAGCAAUAUCUUGGAUUCUUCAAAAAUCAUGUUACCAAGGCGAAAGUAUCGUCGCCUUUCAUUUCCACUUUCACACUCCCGCUCUCGCCGGUACACAGAGCUCUUCACCACCAAAAAGGAGCCAUCAUUGCCAUAAUUGAUACAUCAAAGCUUGAGACCAUGGUUGUCAAAGCUAACAUUUUGGUGCCGCUUACCCAAACUGAAACGAAAAGGUGGAAGGGAUAUGGUGAGUACCUGAUUUGGCGUGAAAUUCCUGAAGCUGCAAUCGCAUGCGUGUUCACCAUAAAAGAUUUCGAAUUGAUCGCGAAUGGAUGUACGGAAAUGAGAGAAUUUCUCCAACUGGAGCUGAUUAGAAGCCGAACAUUCAGUGGAAUGUAUCUGUAUUGUGAACUCGCUCGGAGGUUGAAGAACACUACAAAUCAUUACCUGACCCUGGAAAGACUGGCAACGUCUCUCAAAGUACCAGCUGAGUACACAGCGCUCGUCAUAAACAGGUUUGAAGUAGCCUGGAUGAGGAGAUUUGGUGACAAUCUCAAUUUUGAGCUCGCCGAGUACAAGCCAUUUGAUGAUGUGAUGGACAUUGAGGACGAUAUUGAAAUGACCAACGAAGGAAUUUGGACUCAUCAUCGAUUCUAUUACAAGGGGGAGGAACAGUCUGGCGCAUCAACAUAUGCGCCUUCACGAACUGACCUGGACCACAGCUCUGAAAGCGAAGAACAGCCACAGGAAGAGAACGGUUCCGCUUCACCAGAGGCUCUUGCCCGCCGUCGUGACACGCCUAGUCCACCUUUCUCGACCCGGGAUUCCCCCGAUGAUGAUGAUGAGCCCUGGUAUUCUCAUCGGGUAUCUGAGGAAGAAGAAAUGACGCUUGAGGAAGGAGGGCUCCAAGACGUUCAACUGUGUACGCCCUCAAGCCAUAACUCCUACCAAACACAGGGAACACAGGAGACAAUGCUCAUUUCUCCUGUUCCGUUCGAUUUUGAAAAGGAAUCUAGUUGGCCACCCUUGGACAGGUAUGCUUGA